AUGGUCAAGCUACUCGUCGCCGUGAGGGUUAUCCCAGAGGACGACUACCUCCGAAACCUGGAACGACCACCGAACCAAAUCAUCAAAGGCGAGCGACGAUUACGAGUGAUUGUGCGCGAGCCGCACCGAUGGCAGAUUGGCACCCUUGCACUUGAGAUCCAAAGGGCAUACAAGAGUUGCUAUCAACAUGACUUGCCGACGAUCAAAUACAUCAAGGACAAUGAAGACGACUGCGAUCUCGACCCGCAGCUGUACGUUUCUGAUCUACUACUUGACGAGGGCAAGGCGGAAAGAGAUGGAGCAGACCAGCGGGUGACGAUAAAGGUGAUUCUGGAGCAAGGUCGAGCGGUGCGCGAGGGCUCUGUCGCGGUGGGCAGCAUGUUGGACAAUCCUCAGUUUCAAAUCCAGCACCGUAGCACGGCUCUUCCGCCCGUACCGAAGUUCCCGGGCGUUGCUUCGACUUUGGGAAAGCGGCGGCUGCCGGCCACCUCGGAGGAAGAAGAAGAAGAAGAGGAAGCGGACUACGCAGGUGGUGGUAUGACCGGGGUCAAGAGGCCACGGCAGGUUGAAAUACCCGAGACGCAGAAGCGGGCAGAGAGUAUAGUUCCCUCGAUUGAGAGGGUUGGCCAUCAUCUGCGAAGAUCGCCUGAGCUGGUGCAAGCCAGCCAGGUAACCUACGCAGGACCAGACCAGGGUUGGCAUCAGCGCCAGCAGCAACAAUCGCAGCAACACCAAAAACAACAGCUAUUGCUGCAUGAACCAAAAGCAGAGUCACCAGAACUGUGGCGAUCGUUCCAGACUAUUCCCGCAGCCACUGCGGACGAAUUGGAGGAGCUGCCUGGCCAACCUCAAGCAUUUGCUUCGCGACGCAGAGAUACGGCAGGGUCAAGAGGAAUCCAGAGGACGACUGAUUUCCAUGGGCCCAAUGGCCUGCCAGCCGAUCCACAAACUGAAUUAUCCCAUGGUCCUCUCACACCGCCUGCAGGUCGUUCGACCUCUACCAGGCUGCGCUCUCAGCGCAGAGAAAAUGGUGCAAGCGGCGCUGGUUUAACGUCCUCCAAUUCAGCCGGUAAAUUCAGACGCCGUGACAUCUACGAUUUUCCAGAGUCGGAUAUCGAUGAUACUCAGAUGUCGCCCCGUUCCAGAGAAGCUCGACUGGUGCCACGGAGAUCGAAUGACCGUUUAUCUCGAAUCGAACGGCUUCAAUCUCCCUAUGAAGAUCGUACGAACGCUGCUGGUCAUCGACUUGCCCUUGACGCAGCUCUGGAUGCCCUGGAAAACGAAUCGGUGUUUGACGGAAAUGGAGCUGAGCCCCAAAUGUUUGCAGGUACUCUAUUCCCUCCUGGGAUGGAGAAUGCCGCACCUGCUGAUGAGUCCGAAAAUUCGAUCUACGAGGAUGCCCCGACCGAGAGUGUUCAGCCGAAGCCGCCGAGGCCGCUUGAUGCCUUUGAUAGAUGGCUGAUAUCAAUACAGGAAUCUGCCAGGUCUGACAAAGUGGAACCAACGCCUGCUGUGUCAGGCCAAGAUGAUGCGAAAGCGUCAACUCCUGCCCAGCGAUCAGACGAUGGAGGAGAGGACAAGGAAAAUCGGCAUGAACCACCAACAUCUGCUCAGCCUGCUAAUCAAGCGUCCGAACUAACACACAGCCACCCGGUGGAAAAAGUACAUUACCAAGAGCCUCCCCAUCCUUCUGGCGCGAAUGGGGAAAAGCAGCCAGAGAACCGACCUACAGCGAAGAGACAACGGAAGCGAGCGUCCUCGAAAAUCCCUGUCAACGGAGAAGGACCUUCCAGCCAGGCAAGUGGUAGUGCCAAACAAUCCGCUCCAGCGGAGGCCGUGGUCAACGCCACUCCCAAACCGGCCAAGAAGCCCCGUAUUGCGCAGAGGACACCAAGUUUUGAUCUUGGCGAGCAGUUGUCACAAUCACUGCAGGAGUCCGCGCGGAAGCAAUCGGCAGUCAAGGACAAGGGCAAAAAGGCCGCUGCAACUGCUGCGGAGCAAAAACAUGCCGUGCUUUCUUCACCACUAGCCACCAAGGCACCAGAGCAAGAGCAAAUAUCAGCCGAAGCCCAGAAGGAAAAGAAGCCGGUAGCACAGCCCAAGGAGGCCAGCACCAAGAGUAGCGAGACCGCCACUGCUCCCAAGAAGACCCGAGCGAGGAAGAGCCGUGGAUCGGCGGCGAACACAACCGCAGAAGUUGUCCAAACUCCCCAGUCCACCUCUGCUACCGUGGCGGAGCCUGCAAAGGGGACAGCGGCUGCACCGACGAAACCCCUUCCUGACUGGAGUUCCAGCUCAAAUGCUACCGGUGCCGCAGCGAAACAAGAGCCGUCAGCACACAGUCAUGAAGAACCUGCAAAGCAGUCACAGUCAUUGACAGUUGAGCAACCUGCGGAUGCUCACGUGAGGAAGAGUCCAUCGUUCACCCCCGGUUUCGGCUUAACCGAGGAAGAGAUCAAGAUCAUGAAAAGUCGCGAAGGCAUGACCCAGGAGCAGUACGAAGCCGAGAAGAAGCGCAAGUCCGCCGAGACCAAAAGAUUGUUGACAGGACUUGCAGCACGGAGAGAGAGCGGCGGCAAGCCAGGAGGGGUCGAAAAGACUCCAAAAGCGAAGAGCGAAACGCCCGCUGCCACUGCCACUGCCACCACGACAGCAACGCCUGGCACCAAAAAAUCCACUACUGCUCGAGGGAAGAAGGCUGCUCGUGUGAGUUUCUCUGCAGAAGAUGCAGCGAAAAUGCGAGUCGCCGGUUCCUCGAACGAAGAUGCAGCGGCGACAAGAAGUGUCGUGGAAAACGAUCAAGACCACCAGUCUGCGAUUACAAGCUCGGCCAAAAGCCCUCCUCCUGGUACAGCAUCCUCGUCGAAAGUCGAUGGGCCAGCGCCAACCAGCUCCGCAACUGCACCAAAGUCAUCUUAUAAACGGCGCAAGUCUGAACCUGGCCCGCAAGCAUCCAAGACGAGUGACAAAGACAAGGCAUCGUCCACAGCGAAAAGCCCUUCGGUUAAAUCAGCGGCUGAGACUGCUGAAACCACUGCUACUCCUGGGGCUGCUGCAGCACCAGCAGCUAGCAGUAGUACCCCAGCCACGAAUAAAUCAUCAGCAAAAGAGAAGCACAAGACACCCGGCCCAGCAGCGACACCUGCAACGAAGAAACCGAUAACCACAUCUAUAUCUACAUCUACACCGUCCGUGCCCACCAAAGCUGCUGCCGCUUCGUCGGCUUCCAAACCGGCGGCGACGACCAAACCAACAGGUACCGGUGCUGCUAGUCGUUCUUCCGCCGCAUCAUCAGCCACCCCAAACACAACUACUAUACCGCAGCAGAAGAAGGCUCCUACGCCUGCCAGUGUCCCUCCCCCAGCAGCAGCAGCAGUGCCAACCAUCGCCACGGCGAAACGUCUGACUGAUCUUCACGCAGCAAUCCGCAACGCGACACAAUCCGUCGCCUCAACGGCCGCUAGCUCGCUGUCUCGACAAUCUUCGUCGGCGCCUCAUCAACGGCGGUCUGUUUUGAAUCCUUCAACGGAUGAUGAAGAGAGUGAUGACGACAGUGAUGAUGAUGAUGGUGAUAGCGAUGAUGACGAAGACGACAAGAAAAAGAAAAAUAAUCAAGCUGUCAACAACAAGUCGGACAAAAAGGCCCCUGCCAGCACGUCGGCAUCGUCUCCAUCUUCUUCCGCUUCGUCGUCGACAGAUGAUGAUGAUGAUGAACCAGAGGAUGACGAUGACGACGACAAGAAAGAUUCAACGUCGAAAUCGAAAUCGAAACCCGGCCAAGGCAAGGCGAAACAAAAACAACCGAGGACCAACAACACAACAACAAAAACAACCACAAGUGCAACCAAGGCGCCGUCCAAUUCCCAGCCUGACGCGAGUAUUCGCGAUGCCAGCGUUGAUCCGUCUUCUGACGAUGACGACGAUGACGAAGAGUUGUAG
Exophiala dermatitidis NIH/UT8656 is the source of this 3939-nucleotide messenger RNA. RefSeq lists its product as uncharacterized. NCBI's taxonomy places the organism in Eukaryota, Fungi, Ascomycota, Eurotiomycetes, Chaetothyriales, Herpotrichiellaceae. The coding region runs from base 1 to 3939 and encodes 1312 amino acids. The record is from RefSeq and is a predicted model, not a curated record. The transcript has 2 exons.